Molecule: messenger RNA, 425 nt
Organism: Phanerochaete carnosa HHB-10118-sp
Lineage: Eukaryota; Fungi; Basidiomycota; Agaricomycetes; Polyporales; Phanerochaetaceae
Exons: 3
Biological process (GO): cellular response to oxidative stress
Cellular component (GO): cytoplasm
Molecular function (GO): glutathione disulfide oxidoreductase activity
Source: RefSeq, a predicted model, not a curated record
ACUGCCAUCAGCGACAACACUAUCACUAUCUUUUCCAAGACGUGGUGCCCAUACUGCAAGCGGGCAAAGAACCUCAUCGCAAGCGAGUUCCCGGACGCGAAGACCCAGAUCCUCGAGCUUGACGAGCUCGAGGAGGGAUCCGAGAUGCAGGGCUACCUCUACGAUAAGACGCACCAACGUUCCGUUCCCAACAUCUUUAUCAAGCAGAAGCACGUUGGCGGUUGCGACAAGGUUGUCGAGCUCCACUCUCAGGGCCAACUCGCGGGCCUCGUCGUCGGCGCGUAAGCUUCCCACCCUUCCUCACCCGGCGGGCAUGUGAACAGCCCCGGCUAGAAGCACUCCACGACUAUGAGUACUGUUAGACACUGUAUUUACGGGACAAGAAGUGCUACUGUACCUGUAGUAAAUGAAUUUCUGUAUUACUU